Molecule: messenger RNA, 1128 nt
Organism: Cetraspora pellucida
Lineage: Eukaryota; Fungi; Glomeromycota; Glomeromycetes; Diversisporales; Gigasporaceae
Source: the annotation of a GenBank genome assembly
AUGAGCAUACCAGAUUUUGUUGAUAAUUUACAUGUUGAGCCUUACUUAAUUGAUAGUUUUGGCUUCUCUUCUUAUGGUAUUCGUGGAAAGCAAUACCACACAGGUUAUGAAACACCCGAAAGUCCCGGUUCCCCCAUAACACCACACAAAGAAUUCAGCUACUCUAAUAUAACUGACGAAAUGGCAUCCAAGUUAGAAAGGAUUGGUAAGGCAUAUGAUUCUAUUGAGGAUUUUGAGAAGAACAAAGACCUUGAGAAUGAUGCAGAAAAUGUAGGAACUAUGGUUGCAAGAAUGAAAUGGUAUAAAGUUUAUAGAACGAAAUAUGAGAAUAUAAAAGUAUUUGGAUAUUUUUGGAUGAUUCUUAGUGAUAUAAUUAAAAUUCAAGCCAUGUUAAUUAAUCAACGACAACCAAGAGAAAUCAGUGUUUUUAUUGAAGAAGUGUUUAUUAAAGGAUAUCUUGUGUUGGCAUACGAGUGUUGGGGAGAACGGAUGUUUCAAGAAAUCGGAAUGGCAAAUUCAAAGUUGAAUAUUUUUGAUGAAAUUGAGAAAUCGGAAAUCUUUAUAGAUAUGUAUAAAGAGAUUGCGGCUAUCGUUAGUUUUAUUAAUAUAAUGACAACAAUUUAUGUAAGUACUAAUGGAGUAAAUCCAAGAACCAUAACAUUUUUUGAACAAAUUCCCAAAGGUGCAGAUUUAACUAGUAUUAUGAAUCAGUGUAGAGAAUUAAUUAUGAUUGAAGAUAUUUUCGAAAUGGAGAAUGAGUUGAACCAAAUGGCAUAUUAUUUAAAACAUCUGAAAAGAAGGCUAGCAGAGAUUGCGGAAAUGAAUAAUGUGGAUGUGGAAAAUAAGAGUGAAUAUUUGAAAGCGUUAGAGAAAUCGUACAAUUGGACUGCAGUGUUUGAGAAUGACGCUAAUGCUACAAAUAGUUAUAACAAUACUAAUGAUGGCAAUAGUUUCAUUAAACGCAAGAAUCCCGAAUUAAGAAAAUAUUAUUACGAGAUGUACGAUAGAGAAGCAUUGAUGGAUCUUCUUAACGAAUUAAAAGAAGAAAUGAGACGAGAAGAACUGAAGACCAAAAGGAUUAAUGACUUAAAUAAAUUAAAGAAAUUUAAAGAGUCAAAAAUAAAAUGA